Messenger RNA from Physcomitrium patens, 4232 nucleotides. RefSeq lists its product as uncharacterized. The record is from RefSeq and is a predicted model, not a curated record. NCBI's taxonomy places the organism in Eukaryota, Viridiplantae, Streptophyta, Bryopsida, Funariales, Funariaceae.
UGAAGCAUGGUUUCUAUAGGGAUUUCCUCCACAUACAUACUCAGGGGUUCAUGUUUUUUUUCUGACGUCGCUUCGGGAGAAGGUUUCCAAGAGGAAAGCGGCACAGAGGUUGCUGGAGUUGAUAGGAGUUGUAGGCUUCCGGGAGAAGGUGCUGGAGGCGGGGUUUGUGAGAGGAGCUUUGGAGAGCAUUGAUGCGCGGUUUGUGCGCAUUGACAUAGCGCUGGGAUUAGCUGAGCUUUCCUCUCUCCCCCAGGGAUCAGAUCAGAUCUGCUCAGAGCCGCUGAGCGUGCCCGCGUUGUUGAACCUUCUGGAGCAUUCUCGGGAGCAUUAGGGGAAGAAUGCAGCUGCACAGGUGAUUUCACGGCUAUAUCCUCGUCUUCAUGUAGAGCGGCGAAAGAUCAUUGCAGAUCGUUGUGACCUCCUCUUCAAUAAAAUUGAUCCCGGAUCGGAGGGUUCCUUGAGGCUCUUGCAGCGAUCGCUGCUGAUGUGAAUGCGAAGCAUACUAUUCACGAGUGUCACGGCAAUGAGUUUCUCAUCAAGGGCUUCUCGGUUUCGCAGUCAACUGAGAUUCAGCCGGGUCUGAUGCUGAAAAUCCUGGCGGACAUGAGCAGUUCGGAUACUGCAACUGUUUCAGAAUCUCUGAUUCUAGGUCUUUCGCCAUAUUCUCACUUGAGCAUUUUAACUUGGACUUGGAUUUUUGGUGUUUACUUAGGUCUUCCUUGAUCUCAUGGAGCUGAAUUGGGGUCUUUGAUUCCAUUUUUAAAUUCAAUAUUUGAAAAAAAGAAAAGAAAAUGAAAAAGAAAAACCUAAGGUGAAAACGAAGGAGAUCCCAAAAAAUUGGACCCGCAAAAGCGAACCUGGAUUGGUUCUAGACUCUAGUGACCCAGGGUGACGGGGCAGCAGCCAGCUUCUCCAGGAAGCUUUGCAGCGGAAUAUUUAAGAACGGCGGCGGUAAUGAAGAUGAUGUUUAGGUAGCGUGCUGUCUUCUUUGCUCCACAUCUUUUCAAUCGCAGAGGACCCUUCCAACGAGCUCACCACUCAGAGUUCAUUGGAAGACCCAUGUAUGGUGAUCCCGUCACAAGGAGUUGUUUCGAUGUAAUUGGCUCUUUUGGAUAGCUUUGGCUCUCGGUCGAAGUUGUGGAUCACUUUGUUAGCGGGUCCAAUUUUGGGUGUCUCAUUCAACAAUCAGGUUCUGUUUUGCGGAAGCCCGGUUUAGGUGGGCGAUUGGACAGUAUUCAGGGCCGGUGUAACGUUGGGUGCCUGCGCUCACGCUUCAAUUGUGAAGUCAUGGGCAGAAAGAAAAUGUGGACCUUGUAGGAGACGAUGGUAGAGGAGAUCUGAAAGAAGACAUUAAGAAGAAGCAUCAAGGCUUCUUCGACAGCAUCCUUGCUGCAACGGGGGCUGUAGGGAGGGAGAGGCUCUUUGAACGUCCGAAUGCAACUUUCGUCAUCUCUGGAACAAUCGAUCACUACCUUCUCGGUUCCUUGGGUGUCGAUGGUGCCGGAGUCUUGGGUCUCCCGCUCUCCGCAGCCGAUGCUGCAAAGCUACGUAUGGUGAGUAAGCAGGCUCCGCACGGGCGAGGCUUGAACACUGUACUUGACACCACUGUUCGGAGCGCUUGGCAGGUGGACGCCUUCAAGGUAACCUUCCCCAAUGAUCCAGAUUUUCUCACCAGGGUCCAAAGGAUUGCUGACAGAGCUGUGAAGGUAUUGGAAGGAAAUAACGAGGUGCAAGUUGAAGCCAACCUCUACAAGCUGCUUUUCUACGAGGCUGGUGGACAUUUCAAGAUGCACAGGGAUACUGAGAAGGAACCUGGUAUGUUUGCGACUCUGAUCGUGCAGUUGCCUACGGAAGGGGGUUACGAAGGUGGUGCGCUAGUCGUCAACCAGGAAACAUGGUCAUGCAAAUAUAAUGCGGGAUCCUCGCAUAUUGGCUGCUUCCAAGAAAAUACCUCCACAGCAUUUCACUACGCCGCCUUCUUUGCGGAUUGUAGGCAUACUCUUAGGCGGAUUACAGCUGGGACUCGGUUGUGCCUGAGCUUCAAUUUGGUUAGAAGAACUAGCAACGGAGGCCCGAAAAUGGAGCAGAUUUUGCACUCCCCUAUGUUUAGGGACGUGGAAGCUGUGUUGCGUCCGUGGUUGGAGGCCAUUGACGAGGACGACGCAGAGAAGAGCAGUCAUGAGAAUUUGAAAUUCUUUCGGAACAAACUGGCGAUCCCUCUACAGCAUAAGUAUACACCAUCAAACCUGAAAUUUUCAAGGUUGAAGGGAGAAGAUGUGACCUUGUUCCAUGUGCUUGCGAAUUGCUUAGAUCGACACCUUGACCUUCAUUUGUGCCUUCUGACCAAGCACCAAGUGGGCCAGCCUGAAGUCGACAAUGGUAUUAUUAUUAGGAUAGUGUGGAACGAGGGCCAUUCAGCAGCUCGAGGAAAACAAGCGGGGGGAUGCAUCACCAUGGAGUCUAUGGAAGCAGAAUGGGUGGAGACGUCCGAUUGGGUUGACGUGGAUGAUCACAGACUCCCGAUAUUUCCUUGGUAUCUUGACACUGAGAAGGAGGUCGUCCUGGGAAAGGACGAAAAUGGGCUUUUUGUCAAUGGAGAGGAUCCCGAUGAACUGCAAUACGAAGGCUACUGGGGAAAUGAAGGCCCUACCUUGGAAUAUUUCUACCACCGAGCAAUGAUGGUUGUUUGGCCAAAAACCAAAACAGUGCCAACUAUCAUUGCAGAACGAAGACCCAAUAACGCCCCCUUUUCAUGGAAGUUUCCAGAAGGUGCAGAGGUUCCGAGUUUGAUUAAUUUUGUGGAGCGUUUGAAGAAAAACAAGGAGCCAUGCGUCCGCUUGGCUGUGAGCCAGUUGUUGGCGCACUGUGAGCGCGCGUAUGAGGCGAUCUGGCGAAAGCGUGACCGAUGUGUGGAAUCCGGUUGCACAGACAUGUCAAAAUGUGUGAGUUCACGCUUAUUGAACAUGUGUGUUGUGGCGGGAGAUUUGGCAGAUACGCUGAGGGUCCUUAAACUCUAUUCUGAGAUCUUCCAAGAGCAGAAAUAUGAUUCCAACGGGCGUCCCUCUCACACAGUUCCGUGGUUCAUUGGACUGCGAAGCAAGUGUGUCGCUAAAUCCAUUGCGGCUGCUGUGCACGCCCAUGGUUGGGCAGCAUGUGGAGAGGCUGUCUUACGCUUGUUGCAGAAGGAUCGUGUUCGUGAAGAGGGCGAAUACUAUGGGCAGCUUGCUCUCGAGCUUGAGCAGUUGGGACGCCACAGUGAAGCUUUUGUUGUAGCUAAUAAGGCACUUAAGUUGGUGACUUCUUCAAUGACACCACUUCAAAGCUCUUCAGAGCUUCUCAAGAUUUUGGUGAAGCUAAUGAUGUCUAUGUCUACGGAGUGCCGCAAGGAACUAGGGUCAAAACUUCUGCAGUGGUUGGGACCAGCUCCAGAAUUCUGUUGGAAUCAGCCCUUUGCACACCUGCCAAGGCAUCCAACUGUUGAAGCGUUCCUCAGGGGAUCUCAUGAAAGUUUCACGUACGAAAACGUGCCAGGCUGCUUACCCGAAGCUAGAAAACUUGCCCAAGUUUUUGAUGGCCGGUACAAAAAUGGGUAUUGUGCUAUUGGAAGAGAAGGUGUUUCGGGUAGUGGAGCAUACUGUGUAAUUAAGAAGUCUCGGGAUGGAUUUCAACAUGUUUUGGAUUAUUGGGAGCGACAGCAAGAGCAGGUGCGUGAGCUGAGGCAUGAAUUUCGGGGAUCAGGACUAGGAGCAAGAGAGGAACGAGAGACAUCAGAUGGCUCUGAAUCUAGUGACACACAAGCGAAAAGAGCUGUACAAAAAACUCCAAAGAUCGUGUAAAUGAGCAGAUUCGUAUCCUGGUUCUCUCGCGGCACAUUGUUCUAGUGCUUGCUGUUAUUGUAGACAGUGCCGACGAUUUCCUUACUUCCGAGAAGAAAGCUAUGAGCUACGUUGGUUAGUUCCCAUGCCCGCCUUAAACAAGCGGUGGUCGUCUGGUGCCCUAACUUAUUUCCACUGCCUAGACCCACAUUCUCACACGCAAAACAACUGACUGGUGAUAGCUUUUCACUGGCGAGCUUGGCUCAUGGUUCAUCUGGAGGUCAUUUCAAUAUCUGAACUUCAUCAUGUGGAGAUAAAUGUAGAACACUGUGGUCACCAGUGGCACCGUCUGUACUAGAAUUAAUACAUCAGCUUGUUGCUGUUACAAAAAAUUCAUGUCCAGGUGUAGAAUUUUAA